This is a messenger RNA of Polypterus senegalus (gray bichir), 630 nucleotides long. RefSeq names its product synaptosomal-associated protein 23-like. Gene Ontology annotation, cellular component: plasma membrane; SNARE complex. Bases 4 to 630 code for a protein of 208 amino acids. Gene Ontology annotation, molecular function: SNAP receptor activity; syntaxin binding. Lineage: Eukaryota; Metazoa; Chordata; Cladistia; Polypteriformes; Polypteridae. Gene Ontology annotation, biological process: synaptic vesicle fusion to presynaptic active zone membrane; synaptic vesicle priming; exocytosis. The transcript has a single exon. The record is from RefSeq and is a predicted model, not a curated record.
AUUAUGGCGGAAAUGUCAGACGAAGACCUUGCAAUGAGGGCCGAUGAAAUCACAGAUGAAUCCUUGGAGAGCACCCGGAGGAUGUUACAGAUGACCGAGGAGAGCAGGCAAGCUGGGGUGAAAACUCUGGACAUGUUAGAAGAUCAAGGACACCAAUUAACCCGCGUUGAAAAAGAACUGGAUAAAAUCGAUGAGGACAUGAAGGAUGCUGAGAAGUAUCUGAAGAAGUUGGCCAAGUGCUGCGGUUUAUGCAUGUGCCCAUGUGACAAACAGGAGAACUUUGAGGAGACAGAGCAAUACAAGAAGGCAUACAGCAAGGAACAGGGCUGUGACGUGAAAGUGAUGUCCCACCAACCCCAUGGUAGUCAAAUUCAGCAGCAAGUUAAAGCUGGCGGAGCACAGGGUCCAGUAAUUCAGAGAGUCACCAAUGAUGCACGUGAAGAUGAAAUGGAAGAGAACCUACAGAUGAUGGGCAACUAUAUGGGAGACCUGAAGAGUAUGGCAUUAAACAUGGGCACUGAAAUCGACAAGCAAAACGUGCAGAUUGAUCGCAUCACAGAGAAGACCGAUACCAACAAAGCGCGGAUUGACGAAGCGAGGCGGACUGCUGACAAACUCCUAGGAAAAUAG